AUGUCAAUAAAGUCGUCGUCCAAGUCGUCGCCCUCGUGCAUUUUCUUCAUGGCAAUAACCUUGUUGGUUGAAUCGCCCACCAUUUUGAACUCCUUCUCCUUGUUGGCAACCGUAGCAGGAUCCACCACCGGCUCUGUUUUGGCGGCGCUCUUGCUACCGCCAAACGGCCAGAACCAGGAUCUUGGUUUCUUAGCACUGGAGACGCUUGCCGUCACGUUGGAGAGUUCCACCGUGUUGAAGUCAAUCACCUGCGGUUCCGAAGACGUGUCAACCGCGGCCGCACCGGAUUUCGAGGACAUGAACAUGUUUGGGAAAUAG
Molecule: messenger RNA, 318 nt
Organism: Ogataea philodendri
Lineage: Eukaryota; Fungi; Ascomycota; Pichiomycetes; Pichiales; Pichiaceae
Exons: 1
Coding region: 1-318 (105 amino acids)
Source: RefSeq, a predicted model, not a curated record